Molecule: messenger RNA, 2193 nt
Organism: Plasmodium berghei ANKA
Lineage: Eukaryota; Apicomplexa; Aconoidasida; Haemosporida; Plasmodiidae
Product: RAP protein, putative
Exons: 1
Coding region: 1-2193 (730 amino acids)
Source: RefSeq, a predicted model, not a curated record
AUGUUUUUUACAAAUGUGAAAUUUAUAAGCAAAUUAGCAAAAGAAAAAAUUUUGAAAAGAAAGAGCUGGGUAAAAAGAAAUAAAAAAUGGAUGUUACCUAAGGUUGAAAAAUCAUAUUUAAAGCAGGAACAGGAUUUUGCGGUUCCCCAUAAAACAAUACCGUUGAAUGCGAAUAUAAAAAAUACCCCAAUAAAAAAUAUUAUGAGCUCUGAUGAAAUUAAUAAGGAAGGCAAUUUUUUUCAAGAAAGAAACUAUGAUAAAAUAUUGGAUGAAUUAAAAAAAAGCGAGAAAAAAAAUCUGAAACCUCAUGAAUAUAAGAAGAUGCUUAAAAGGGAUGUUAAAACCACGCAUCCAAAUGAUGAUAAAGUAAAUUUAAAACGAUUAUUGAUGAAAGGAAAAGAAAAUAUGAAUUUAGGUAUUAAUGAUAUUAAGGACGAAGAUAAAGAAAACAAGAAAAAAGAAUUAAACACAUUUUGGUAUAUGCCUAAUCCAUUUGAAAAAAAAGGAGUAUAUGGAAUGAAGGAAAACACUUUUUAUAAAUCCUUUAUAAAGGAUAGAGAAAGACAAUUUGAUAAAGUUGAUAUGAAAAAGUUAAAUGAAAACGAAAGAAAAUUAUUAAAUAAAAUAACUAAUAGUAAUAUUUCUAAUAAUAAACAUAACAAUAUAAAUAAUGAAUUAUUAGAUAAAAAUGUAUCAUCUGAACUAAUGGAAGAAAAAAAGGAGAAAAAAAUCCGAAUAAAUCCAAAAAAGUAUUGGUUUUCUGAAAAUUAUUCUACUCCUGAUAUAUCAACAAUAAAUACAGUAAGAGCUAGAGAAUUAAGAUUUUUAAUGAUGAACGAAGCAAAAUUAGUUAGAAAGGGAAAAAAUGUCGAUGUAGAAAUUUGGCUAGCUUUUAUGAAUAGAGUAAUAAAUUUGUCAACCAAAGUUCAUGUACGUAGUUUGUUAAGAUAUUUACAAACUAUUGCAUCUGUUAAAGUUACUAAUAAAAAGCUAAUAAAUAAUUUAAUGUGUGAAAUUUUUAAAAGAGAAAAUAAUAUGAAACCAAAACACUAUGUAUAUCUAUUCCAAAGUUGUUCAAGAUUAAAAUGGAAUGAUUUCAAAUUAAUUUAUGCAUUAAAAAACAUGACAUUGUGCUGGCCUAUUCUGAGAAAUAACUUUUUGAUAAAAUCAGCAAAUUCUAUUUCAAAAUUAGGCUUAGCAAAUAAUGUAUAUAGCAAAGCUUUACAAAUAACUCUAGAAGAAAGAUUAAAUAAUUUCACAGGGAAAGAUUUAAAAGCAAUUAAGGCUAUAACAUUUUUAGAGUUGUUUAAUGAAGAAAUGAUAAUAAAAUUUGUUAGUCUUGCAACUUUUUAUAAAGAACACUUUAAUUAUUACACAAGGCAUUUGCAAAUACUUUAUUUAUACAUUGUGUUGUUUCACGAAUCAAUAUAUUACAAACUUACUGAUGAACAACGAUAUUUUUUGCAGCAAUAUUCAAGAGAGGGAAAUUUAAAAAAAAUUAAAAAAUUGGAUCAUAUAAAUCGAUUAAAAACGUUAGUUAAAAAUGAAAACUCAAAGAAAUCUAUAUUAAAUAGUGAUGGUGAAUAUUCCGAAAGUGAUGAGUUCUCCGAAAAUGAUGAAGACUGGUCAGAAAGUGAUGAAGAAUUGUCUGAAAGCGAUGAAGAGUGUUCAGACAAUGCUGAACAUAAUGAAGCACCUUCUUUAUUGGAUGAAAAUGAUAAUAAUAUAAGUAUACGGCACAAUGAAAAAUUAUUAAAUACGGAAAAUACAACGAAUCAUAUUAGUAGUUAUAAUUUAAAAGGCAAAGAAAAACCUACAGUUAAAAUAGGAGACAAAAUAUGUGGUGGAUAUACAAGUACAUUACAUAAAGAAAUUAGUGAUGUGCUAAAUGUGCUAAAAAUCGAUCACUUAAAUUCAAUUAAAUGUGGACCUUUUAUUGUUGAUAUUUAUCAUCCUGAAUCCAAUUAUAUUAUUGAAUUAAAUGCGCAUUUUCAAUAUUAUACAAAUUCUGAAGGUUUAACAACCUUGUCAAAAUGGAGACAUAAGUUUUUAUCGCAGAUGGGAUAUAAUAUAAUUUAUAUAUCGCAUAAAAUAUGGAGCAAUUUGCCAACGGAUAAACAAAAAAUUGAUUACGUAUCUAAUACUCUACCUAAUAUUAUAUUGAAAAAUUCGUCUUUUUUUAUUCAGAAUUAA